Molecule: messenger RNA, 3603 nt
Organism: Parastagonospora nodorum SN15
Lineage: Eukaryota; Fungi; Ascomycota; Dothideomycetes; Pleosporales; Phaeosphaeriaceae
Exons: 5
Coding region: 1-3603 (1200 amino acids)
Biological process (GO): protein phosphorylation
Molecular function (GO): protein kinase activity; ATP binding
Source: RefSeq, a predicted model, not a curated record
AUGGACUCGCACCAGGGCGCGGCCGGAUUCGCCUUUGACAUGAACAUGGAUUUCAGCACCGUGUUCCCGAAGCCCAAUGAGGGUGAAACCUCGAACGGCUUCUUCUUUGGUGACGAGGGCAUCGACACGACCACAACCUUUGUGGACCCACUGGCAAUGUUUCCUCAGCAGACACCCACAUGUUAUGACAUCCAGCAAGGCCUUCUCGAUGUUGAGGACUUGCCUCAAACCAAGCGUCACGAAUCAAUCUCCGAUUUCACACUCUUCCCUACGCCUGCUGCGACAUGGGCCCAAGACAUGCAAUCAACACCUGCAGCUUCUUCUAUCGAGUUCGGUAUUUCCGACGAAGCUGCUGACAUGUGCGCAAUGUGGUUCAACAAAUAUGCCAUUCUGCCUAGUGAUCGACAUAUCGAUUCUUUGAGCCAGCUUACAGGCGAGCCUGCGGACGCUAUUCGGCAUUGGUUUGGCCGGCUCAUGAAGCAAGGCAUGAACACCAGCCAGGGGGAUUCCGCCUAUCGAUCACAGACUUCGCUUCCCCAGUCGAACCAGUUUUGGGAUGAGCACGCCACGAGUCUCGUUCAAGUACCACAGCUACCUUUCGAUGAGAGCAACCAGGGAUCCAUCACAACAAACUCAGAUGUGAGCCCUAUGCAAGAGACUGCCAAAAUCAGCCAAUCAUCCAAUACUCUUCGUGGCGGCAGGAAGUCGCGCUGCGCGCCUACAGACGACCUUUCCCUUCUUAGCCGAGAUCCGAGCAAAAUAUAUCAGUGUACAAGAAAGUGUGGCAAGCGUUACGGCCGCAAGUGCGACUGGAAGAGAAAUGAAGAGGAAGGCUACCCGUGCAAAUCAUGGGUAUGCAACCUGUACCACAUCGCAGACCAUUUCAAGAAGGGCAAGUGUAUGCUCGACUGGGAUGAUGGCGAAACCAAUGACGGCUCUAAUGACAACACCAACGAUGAUGACGAUGAUCGACCAAGCGACGACGACUCUGACAGCAGCAAGCCCCACCAACCACCGCCUCGUGUUCCUAGAGGUGGCUCCGACUCACAGUACUAUGGUAGUGGCGGCCACAACGAUGGCGGAAACGGUUCAGGAUCUCAAGGCAGCUACUUCCAGUUCCAGCUUUCACGACUUAGUGAAAGCGAGGCUGGAAGUCAAGUGUAUUACGCACAACAACCUAUCAUUAAACCAACGAGCGAUCAGCGCAUGCGCUGCAGAUCAGAGCCACCACAACAGCGAUCAUCCUCAAUUCACGAGCUCGAUGCGACAGCGGAACACGACGCAGGUCCUUUGGCCCGAGAUGCUGUCUCCAGAUCCUUAACGUUUGCGAAGCAAGACCGCCCGGUGUCACUUUUCGAUGGACCAAAGUCUACAAACGAUGCCAUUACUACCGGGGCAGGAACACUUGUGGUCCGGCAGGAAUAUCAGUCUUCGGACUCCAUGCCAGUCGAGCCUAAGGUGCUCCAGCUCAUCCCAAUCAACUCACAAUCAUUCCUGAGCGUCAGAUUCCUCGGAUCGGGUGGCUUCAGUACGGUCGACGAAGUUGUACACCGCGGAACAAAACUACGCCUCGGUCGAAAGACGCUAAAGAAUCGCGACCCAGCUGCUGUUGAGGAGCUGAGGAAAGAGGUCAACGUACUACAGAAGUUACGCCACCCUCACGUAAUCCGCUUUCUUGGAGCCUAUUCCCAGGGAGACAAGCUGUCCAUACUACUCUCGCCGAUUGCGGAUACCACAUUAUCGCUAUGGCUAGAGCGCUUCACACACGCAAAGCCUGGCAACUUCAGUCAAAUCAUCACAAAGAUGUUUGGUUGUCUGGCUUCCUCAGUACGGUACCUUCACGAGCAGCGACCUGUCGUUAAGCACUUGGACAUCAAGCCGCAGAACAUCCUCAUUGUUGAAGGUGACGGAGAAUUCCCUCAUGUGGUACUUUGCGACUUCGGCAUCAGUACAUCGGACGAUAUUUGCGAAGGCAGACCUCAGCCAUUAACACGCCAGUACGUCGCACCCGAGGUGUUCGGGGGAUUCCAUCGAACGUCUCGUACAUCAGCUGCCGAUAUUUGGAGUCUUGGCUGUGUAUUCGCCGAGAUGGCGUCCAUACCGUUCGGCGAGAGCAACCCCAAGUGGACGAGUCUCCGCAGCGAGUUUAGUGGAAGAACCGGCAAGUACUACUGGCAAGACGUGUCAGGUCUCCAAAACAGGCUUGCAUUAGUACUCGAGAACGCUACAUCCGCACCAGAGAGGACUAUUGCGUGCACACUCCAAGCGAUGCUACAGCGUCAACCGGCUGAACGACCGAAUGCUUCGUCACUGACCUUGGUAUUUACCCCUGCACCUUGCUGUCUCAGCUGGCCAAACGACAAGGCAGCUUACCCUGGUCCUCAAGAAGAGCUGUCCAUGGUAGAGAUGCUAAUCCACGAGGACGACAAAGAUUGCCGCGACCAACUCGGCAACGAUAAGCCCGGUGCUCAGGCCUGGCUUGAACAAUACAUCAGACCAGAGGAAGGAACGUCCUGCGUUCGCAUUGUCGAUAGCGCAUCGAUCAAAUCACUGGCCGAGUCGGUGGACUAUGUCGCGCUGAGCCAUUUGUGGAACGAGUCGCAUACAAGCCUGACAACUGCUGACCUGGAGGCUAUGCAGUUGGGAAUACCUCUCUCAACACUAUCCGGUGCACUCAAUACUGCGAUCACUGCAGCACAAGACCUUGGAUACCGGUACAUAUGGACCGACUCCCUAUGUGUCAUACAAGAUGCAGAGGAAAGCAGGCGAGAAGAGUGUGCCAACAUGGCAUCCGUGUUCCGCAAUGCGGCCCUGACGAUCGUACUGGAUGCCAUCGAGAAUGGGGUAGAAGAAUUCAGGAAAGCACUUGCAGAGAGCGAUUCCGGAUUUGCAUGGGAUACUCGGGCGUGGGCAUUACAAGAGCGGCUACUGAGUCACCGCUUCCUACAUCUCGGCCAAGAACAGAUGUACUGGGAGUGCAACUCGCUCAAGGCAUCACAGACCUUCCCUCAAGGCUUGCCUCUCCUAGUAUGGGAGAAGGCACAUAGCAAACCCGAGACGCUCAAAGGCAUACAGCCCGGCAUGAAGGAGAUGCCUUCUUACAACUCGCUCCUAGCUCCUGACGCAAUCGCUGCCAGCACGGAAAAUCGACUUCGCCCGGAUGCAGCCACUGUCACGGAUAAGAAUAGCAGUUCGCUUCGAACGGAGCCUCUGCGCGACUUGCAAUGGAUCAGGAAAGAAGGCGACGGCAUCGGAGACGGCACAGAAGCCGCCCAGACAAUUCUACAGACCGACAACGCCGUUGCAUCCUCAGCCACGAGUGGCAAGUCACCCAUAACUAGCGACAAGCUAGGCAACUUCCCCGUCUUUACAACCUGCACAUGCACAGACGGCGACAAGCGUCUCACCGUCGACGGAGGAACGCACAAUUGCAACAGCAAGGCCUUGCUCGCGUCGAACGACGUUGAUGGCAGGCGAGAUAUCAAGUCAAGUGGGCAGCUAGAUAGGCAUGGUAGUAGGAAUGGGAGGUUGAGAGAUGGGGAUCCGAACGCGAAGGGAAGUGGAAAGGGGUUGGUUUGUGGUGAUGCAAAUGCAGCAAGCUAG